CACUAUUGGAAUAAAAGAAUCAAGGACAUAACUUAGCAGGCGUCUAUCAAAUUAGGGCUAUUCCUGUCUAUUACUGAACUUCAAACCCUGGGUUCACAUCUACACACAAUCUAGUUACACAUGUUCAAAUUAAUCUAAAAUUUGAGCAACUAAAUAUAGGGAUUUGGCGGAAAUCAAUCAAUCCGUAAAAAUUCGUAAUUUCUCUUUAUUUUCUGUGCGACAUGAGUUCUUCAGACGAUGAAACGGAAGCAUGCAGUGAAGGGAAGUCCGAUGUCAAGAUCAAUGCAAAAGCCUUCUUUGAUGUUUAUGGUCCAGAGGCUAGAGCAGAAGUUGUUUUUAAGCAGCCAGAAGCUAACUCAACCCUGAAUCUCCAUGAUGUCCAAGGACUUGCCACCUGGGUGCUUGCCGAAGGGUUCAUGCCUUCGUGGGUUUUUAUUAAAAACAAGCCCUUAAUUCCCAAAGUGGUCAUGCUUUAUGUCCCUGGCCUUGAUGCAGCACUCUAUUUGUCUCAGUCUAAAGUGCUAAAAACUUUCAAAGAAUGCUGUGGAAUUCCUAGAGCAGUUUUAGCGCUCAGCUGCGUAUCAGAUGGAAUGCAGACUGUGGAUGCACUUCUAACAUGCAAAUUAAAAAGAAAAAGGAAUGAAGCAGAACUCAUUCAAAAGAAAGCUGCCCGGACAUCUUAUCAGGAUAAUCAUGACUCUAUAUCAGAUAAGGAAUCUGCUGCUGAUUUAACAAAAAACUCGCCAUUCCCAAUUUCUUACUACACGCUUACUGCCAAAGAAUUGGAAGAUAAUGGCUACUGUUGUAAAAAUCCAGAAUUUAUCUCAACAAUUCCUGCUCCUUCAGGAACUCCAUUACAUGAGAUUUUGGCUCUGGACUGUGAGAUGUGCAUUACAAGUAAGGGAUUUGAGCUUACAAGAGUUACGCUGGUGGAUAUUACUGGACAGGUAUUGUUAGAUAAACUUGUUAAACCAGCAAAUGCCAUCACUGAUUACAACACAAGAUAUAGUGGGAUUACACAUGAGAUGCUGGAAGGUGUGAUCACAACCCUUAAAGAUGUGCAGGAAGAUUUUCUUCAACUGGUUCACAAGGAGACCAUCCUCGUUGGACAUUCCUUAGAAAAUGAUCUGUUGGCUUUGAAGAUCCGCCAUGAGUUGGUGAUUGAUACCGCUAUCUUAUAUAGGCAUCCACGAGGUCGAUCUUACAAACCAGCUUUGCGUGUUUUAACCAGGAGAUUUCUUUCCAGAGAGAUACAGGAUUCAGGAAAUGGACAUGAUAGUGUCGAAGAUGCAAGAGCUACGAUGGAGCUUGCAUUGCUAAAAAUUAGACAUGGGCCUUCUUUUGGCUUCCCUUCGGAAUUUGUGCGCAAGAAACUCCUCACAUUAUUUAGUGACUCUGGUAAAAGCUCAUCUUUGAUCGAUAGUGUGUCCAUAGUGAAGCGAUAUGCCUCUGAGACAUCUCAUGCUAUUCCAGUAUCCUCUGAUGAUGAAGCUCUUACGAAAGCCAGAAAAGAGGUAAAAAAUGAAAGGGUGCAUUUUAUUUGGACCCAGUUCACAGAAUUGUUCUCUUAUUUCAAGAAACAAGCAGAUGAUGAUGAGAACCUAAACAUGAAGUUAGCAGAGAUGAUUUCAUUGCUUACUUGUAGCAAGCCUACUGGUAGAAAAAGCAUUACAUACAAUGUAACCUCAGAACUAAAGAACAUUCUCAGUCGGAUUGAUAACAGAGUCAAAAACCUUUACUCCUGUCUACCGUCCAACGCUAUGCUCGUUAUUUGUACAGGCCAUGGAGACACUGCAAUUGUACAAAAAUUACGGAAAAUGCUUUCGGAGCAGAGAGAAACUGCACUCUGCCGAGAGAAGAUAGUGAAAGUGCUGGAAGAGCUGCAGGCGCAAGCUGAAGUAGGCUUGUGUUUUGUUGGCAUUAAACACUAAACAUAUGGUCCUGUGUCUUGCCUGCCUCCCUUCUCUCUAUGCUGUAAUAUAAUCAAAAAAAUUUAAGCGUAUACAAAUACCUCAUUCAGUUGGCAAGCUUAUGUAAUGGAGAUCUGAGAUUUGCAAAAGUUUGUUAGGCAAAUUUUGAUGUGGUAUUUGCCAAUGCUGGGCAUUUUCAGUUGCUGAUCGAUGUGGAAACAUUAAGUCCGUGAUUUCAUAUCAGUCUCUGUUAGACAGAUGGUUUAUGAACUUAAUGUCUACCAGACCUCUGGCCGCCAAUAGGAUUUCUGCCCCAAAAGUUGAUCUUGUUGAGAAAUCACAUAAGAGAAUACAUGCAGUUCA
This is a messenger RNA of Sesamum indicum (sesame), 2273 nucleotides long. RefSeq names its product Polynucleotidyl transferase, ribonuclease H-like superfamily protein. Gene Ontology annotation, cellular component: nucleus. Gene Ontology annotation, molecular function: exonuclease activity; nucleic acid binding. The record is from RefSeq and is a predicted model, not a curated record. NCBI's taxonomy places the organism in Eukaryota, Viridiplantae, Streptophyta, Magnoliopsida, Lamiales, Pedaliaceae.